AUGUACUAUUCUACUCCACACUCCGUUACCGGUAAAACUCCAACUGAGCUUUUGUUGGGUCGUACCAUUAGAACUAAGAUUCCGUUCUUGAAGGAAGUUGAAACAAACCCAAUAACUGAAGAGUUUCAGGACCGUGACUGGAGUAGCAAAUAUCAUUCAGGUCAUCAUGAAAAUGAAAAACGGAAUGCGAAGGAGUCCAAUCUAAAGGAAGCAGAUAAAGUUGUGAUGCAAAACCUUAACCCUGUAAACAAGCUGAGCACCACGUUUGACCCAACGGAAUGCACGAUAGUGUCGAAAUCAGGAACACGUGUUACGGUGCAGAAUGAAAUGACUGGGGAAAACUUAUCAACGCAACUCAGCACUCGGAUCACGGAAGCAGCAACUAUCAAUAUUCAAUCACGUACUAGCGACUAUCAUCAACAACUACAAUGUGCGGUACUCUACAAGAUCUCCGACCCGAUUCCGCACAAAUUCGUCGAUAUCACGGAUUGGCGGUUACACCCAAGCAAGCAACUAGCAGAUAGGGGGUUCAACAUCCCUGGCAACGUCGACCUACUUAUUGGUGCAGGUUUCUUUUAUAAACUGCUCGGUAACGAAAGAGUCUCACUGGGUGAAGCACGGCCCAUUCUUCAAAACACACAUUUAGGUUGGGUCGUGGCAGGCAUUUAUGACACUGAGCUAUCACCAGCUACUGCGGCAACAUCCUCAAGUGCACUUUGCUUCAAAUCAUCAUUCCUAUCUGAUGAAUCAUCGACCCUGAACAGAAUGGUGGCAAGAUUUUGGGAGCUGGAAGAUUUUGCGCCAACGAAACACCUAACAGAAGAGGAGAGACUGUGCGAAGAGCAUUACCAACAAAACACUGUCAGAGCUACUUCGGGAAGAUACAUCGUCAAGCUACCUUUUCGUAAGGACCCGGCAUUAAUAGGCGAAACGGCGUAUUCGGCUUUGCACCAAUUCAAUGCAGUGUCGCGAAAGCUGGAAAGAAAUCCGGAAUUAAGACAUAGAUACUUCGAAUACAUCAACGAGUUCAUCGAAAAUGGCUACAUAUCCAAAGCAGACCCGGCAGGCCCGUCGGAACGACUAAUCUACCUACCACACCACGGAGUGCUGAAGGAACAAAGUGAUACGACCAAAUUAAGAGUUGUUUUCAAUGCGUCACUCAAAUCAACGAACGGUACAUCACUAAACGAUCUCCUCAUGGUGGGCCCUGUAGUUCAAGAAAAUCUGUACACCAUCCUACUGAAUUUUCGCAUACCGUGCAUCGCCAUCACCGGGGAUAUUGAGAGAAUGUAUUUGCAGAUCCAUGUCAGUGAAGCAGAUAAGCAUCGUAUUAGAAUGUUGUGGCAAGAACCCGGAAAACCCAUCGCUGAGUACACACUGAACACCGUGACAUUCGGCAUGGCAUGUGCACCCUACUUGGCAACCCGGACCUUAAAGCAACUGGUACUCGACGAGGGACAUUUAUUUCCAUUGGCAAGGCAAGCAUUAGACGACUUUUACGUAGAUGAUUGCCUAACAGGUGCAUCAUCAGUUGAGGAAGCAAUCGAACGUCGUCGACAAAUAACGGAGCUGCUGAAGCGAGGAGGCUUUUCCACCAGGAAGUGGGCAACAAACGAUCCUGCAGUACUGCAAGACAUCCCUCCGUCAGAGCGUGCAGUUAACCUCAUCCAAGAACUAGAUCCGGAAGCCAGUAUGAAGACUCUCGGCGUACGAUGGAACUUUGGAGACGAUACGUUCACGUUCAGCUCAUCAUGUGACGAAGCAAAAAACUUAUCAAGCAAACGGGACGUAUUAUCAAUGAUUGCUAGGAUAUUUGAUCCUCUAGGACUCAUCGGCCCAGUCAUCAUCCCAGCGAAAGCAUUCAUGCAAGAAUUGUGGCAGCUACAAAUCGAUUGGACCGAUCCCCUACCGGCAUCCAUGGUACUGCGUUGGUCAAAUUAUUUGGACAACCUUCGUGACAUCGAAAACAUAAGAAUUCCUCGGCGUUGCAUCAGCAUUGGUCAUCUAACACGAAUACUACUGCAUGGCUAUUGCGAUGCCUCGAAUAUUGUUUACGGAGCAGCACUGUAUCUGCGGACCAUUGACGAGGCAGGAAACGUCAGUUCUCGUCUACUCUGUUCCAAAUUAAAGGUAGCUCCGAUCAAUACACCAACAAUUCCGCACCUCGAACUCCGUGCCGCCGUGUUGCUAGCCCGCCUGAUUGAAACCGUGAAGGCGGCUUUGCGAACAUCGAUUCAUCAAAUCGUUGCUUGGAGUGACUCUACAACGACUUUGGCAUGGAUAGCGGGUCCUCCGGCGAAAUGGAAAACCUUCGUCUCCAAUCGCGUCGCCGAAAUUAUCUCCAUACUACCCGCUGUUAACUGGAGGCACAUUUCUGGAACAAAUAACCCCGCAGAUCUGUUAAGUCGUGGUUUGGCACCAAGUGCUCUGGCAACUUUAUCUUUAUGGUGGGAAGGACCGGAAUGGGACGAUAGCCCACUCGAACCUGAAGUCAAGCAACCAACAGCAGCAGAAGUAGCAGUCAUCGAGAAGGAACGAAGAAAACAAAUUUCCGUUCAAUCGUUCGUAGUUAUUACCAGCGAACGAUCAAACGAAGCACAUCAGUUUGGACCCCUUACGGUGAAUGAACAAGAAGCUGCAAAGGUAAUCCUGAUACGGUAUACCCAACAAAUGCAAUACCCAGCAGAGAUUCAAGCAUUGGAACAACAGCGGCCUCUAUCAGAGAAUAGCAAGUUACUACCUGUAUCUCCAUUUUUGGACGACACUCUUCUCAGAGCGGGCGGCCGGUUGGCACGAUAA
Armigeres subalbatus is the source of this 2799-nucleotide messenger RNA. RefSeq lists its product as uncharacterized. The coding region runs from base 1 to 2799 and encodes 932 amino acids. The record is from RefSeq and is a predicted model, not a curated record. The transcript is spliced from 2 exons. Lineage: Eukaryota; Metazoa; Arthropoda; Insecta; Diptera; Culicidae.